Molecule: messenger RNA, 1105 nt
Organism: Paecilomyces variotii
Lineage: Eukaryota; Fungi; Ascomycota; Eurotiomycetes; Eurotiales; Thermoascaceae
Product: cysteine dioxygenase
Exons: 3
Coding region: 168-818 (216 amino acids)
Biological process (GO): L-cysteine catabolic process
Molecular function (GO): cysteine dioxygenase activity; ferrous iron binding
Source: RefSeq, a predicted model, not a curated record
UUGAGCACCGAACGUCGAAACUCCAUCGGCGAUGGACGCGCAACCCAUGAUCUGAGGACGUGGUAUCAUCUUAUAUAAAAUGCGUUCAUCUCUAUCUCUCAGCAGUGUAUCCUGCCUAAAUUAUUAGCUCAAGUAAUAGCCCGUUACGUCAAUUAUUACCACGAAAAAUGUCGACCUCCGUCCUGUCCACGAGCUCCGCCACGGCUGCUACAAACAAGGACCUGUACUCUCCUUGUUAUUCGCCCCCGGAACGAUACAGUCUCCAGGGCCUUAUACGAGACGUCAAGCAGCAUCUAGGAGAAUCCGGUGGCAUCUCUUCUGAAGAUGUCGAUUCUCAAUACUUGAUAUCCCUGGCACAGAAGUACAUUUCAGAUCCAAGUGAUUGGAUCAGUUACUUCUACAACGACCGCAGCAAGAACUACACACGCAACGCUAUUGAGAAUAUCAACCACAAGGCUAAUAUUCUUCUUCUUGUAUGGAAUCCCGGAAAGGGCUCCCCUAUCCACGACCACGCAGACGCGCACUGCAUCAUGAAGGUCCUGAGUGGAGAAUUGCAUGAAACCGUUUACGAAACUCCCGAUAAUGAACCUGGUCAUACGAAGCCACUGACCGUCAAAUCAUCGACUACCUACGGAGCGAAUGAAGUGACAUAUAUCUCGGAUAAGAUCGGUCUCCAUCGAGUACACAAUCCCAGCAGCUCCCAGGUGGCGGUCUCUUUACACUUGUACACCCCGCCUAACGCUGCUGACUACGGCUACAAUAUCUUUGACGAAGCCACGGGUCGCGCAAGCCACGUCUCUCAAGCUCGCACCUCUUAGAUGACCAUGGGGAGAGGACGAGAUUUCUAUAUACCCAGUCAAAGACUUCAGCGAAACUAAUGCGGUCUGGAGACCAUCUCGGUGAAAUCAUGCAUUUACGACAUUUGAUAUCUUAUCCUGUUAUCGAAUCUGUACUUUUCAGCGAUGUUAUUUCUACAUUUAAGAUUGUAAUUAGAUUUCUAGUAGCUGUGUUUUAUAUAUAAUCUCAACUUUCAAAGCAAUAGUAAUAGUUUAGACGUCUGCAAGGAUUAGAUCUUGAUAUUCAAGCAGCCGUGAAACUGAGACAG